This is a messenger RNA of Bipolaris victoriae FI3, 201 nucleotides long. RefSeq lists its product as hypothetical. Lineage: Eukaryota; Fungi; Ascomycota; Dothideomycetes; Pleosporales; Pleosporaceae. The transcript has a single exon. The coding region runs from base 1 to 201 and encodes 66 amino acids. The record is from RefSeq and is a predicted model, not a curated record.
AUGAUACCCCCUCUCAACCCUACAGUAAGUAAUCAUACAAUAACUAAUCACGAAAACAUACCCUCUGUAUACCUAUCUGCUAUUACAAUAGUCUUACACGUCAAAUCUACCUUCAACCAAUCCCAAUCACCCCAAGCCGCACACACACGCUCGCGCAUAUCGCAGCCUUCGGGUAUCUCUCGGCCCACCAACGCUUUCUAA